AUUGUGUGCCAAGACUGAAAUGAUGGGGAGCGAUGAAGACGCGCACCUGUUUUAGAGGCAUUACGGUAGCGCAGUAAACUGUUCGCCAACACACAUACAGACCGGGAGCGUCCUGGUAAUUCAACACUGAUUUCUAAGCGAACUAGCAAGCAACAGACGGGACGCAAAAACCUGAGUUGACGAUCGACACUGGGACCGGUGGACAGGUUAUACGCUCUGAAUAACAGUGAUAAGGCGCAAAACACACGCACGGAGAGGCCGCUAACAAUUCGGGAGAAGCUGCGAUCUUUCUCGCCAUCAACUUCUCCGGGCAGGCAGGCAAGGCAGCGCUGCGCUGCGCACGCUGCAAGAGUUUAGUGGCAGUAUUGUUCUGACUUCACUCAAGAGUGGCCACUCCGAGAGAGGACGGACACAAAAGGGAAAGCAAAGGCAGGAAGGACUGGCGAACACGUUUGUCGUUUUUAGAGUAAUGGUCCGGUGCGAUACCGAUCAUAGAUCCUAGAUUUCUCCUUUUUUUUUAUCUCUCUUUUUUCUUUUUUAUUGUCCCGCCGAUUUGUGUCCCUUUGUCGCCGCGAUAGAGUGGACUCGCCGGGGUAGAGGAACAGAAGCGGGCUGUCCACAUGGUCCAACCACUGGCGUGAAAGUUGACUUCUUCAGCAAACAAGAACAGGUGCCAGUGAUGAUGGUGGAAUCAGCUUCGGAGACCAUUCGAACCACACCGUCCAAUCAGAACGGAGUCAGCAGCCUCACCAGCCAAUCGGACGGAGGGGGAGGUAGAGAAGGAGGGUCCAAUGGGGACACUAAUGGAGAGAUCAGCCCAGUAGAACUACUGCACCUGCAACAGCAACAGCAACUCGGCAGUAAGCAGCUGGCCUUCCAGCAGCAGCUGAUCCAGAUGCAGCAGCUUCAGCAGCAGCACAUCCUCAACCUCCAGAGACAAGGCCUGGUGCCCAUGCAGCCAACCGCCACCAUGCAGUCUCUGCAGCAAGCGAUGUGCCCGUCAGACCUCCAGCAGCUGUGGAAGGAGGUGUCGGGCGUGCCCAGCAGUGAGGAGGCCCUGAAGCAGGGCGAGGGCCUAGACCUGAGCACCAACAGCUCCAACUCUACCUCAGCCUUCCCCAAAGCGGCCAGCGCCCAUAUGCCCCUGCACAGCCUGCCCAACGGACAGGGACACACCCCAAAGAGAGACAGAGCCCGACUGUUCGAGUGGAUCUCCUCCUUCAGCAAAGCAGACAUCGGAGAUGACCACGGUUCACCUUACUCCAAAGUCAGCCAACUUCACAACAGCCAUCAUGAAGAGCAUUCCGGCUCCCAUCCUCUCUAUGGCCAUGGAGAGUGCAAGUGGCCCGGCUGUGAAGCACUGUGCGAGGACAUGGGACAGUUCAUCAAGCAUUUGAACAACGAACACGCCCUCGAUGACCGCAGCACUGCUCAGUGCAGGGUCCAGAUGCAGGUGGUGCAACAACUGGAGAUACAGCUGGCCAAGGAGAGUGAGCGACUGCAGGCUAUGAUGACCCACCUUCACAUGCGGCCCUCAGAGCCCAAACCUUUUAACCAACCUCUGAACCUGGCGUCCAGCGCCUCCCUGCUGAAGCGGGAGAGCGAGGCCUACCCGGAGGGUCUCCCUCACCCCCCCACCUCGGCGGCAGCCCCCAUCACCCCCAUGCGCCAGGGCCCGUCCGUCAUCAGCUCCUCCAGCCUGCACUCCCACUCCCACUCCCACUCCCACCACCCCCACGGCGUGGGCCCCAUACGGAGACGCAACUCGGACAAGUUCUGCACCCCCAUCGCCUCAGAGCUGGCUCAGAACUGUGAGUUCUACAAGAACGCCGACGUCAGGCCCCCUUUUACCUACGCCUCGCUCAUACGCCAUGCCAUACUCGAGGCCCCCGACCGGCAGUUGACCCUCAAUGAGAUCUACAACUGGUUUACGCGAAUGUUCGCUUACUUCAGGAGAAACACAGCCACGUGGAAGAACGCUGUUCGCCACAACUUGAGUCUGCACAAGUGUUUUGUGCGCGUGGAGAACGUGAAGGGAGCUGUGUGGACCGUUGACGAGGUCGAAUACCAAAAGAGGAGACCACCAAAGAUGACAGGAAGCCCCACUCUGGUGAAGAACAUGAUUUCCGGCCUGGGCUUUGGCUCUCUGAAUGCCAGCUACCAGGCGGCCCUGGCGGAGAGCAGUCUGUCCCUGCUCAACCCGUCGCUGGUGAACCCGUCCGCGGCCAGCCUCAACAUGCUGCACGUGGGCCACGAUGAUGUCAGCUCCACCGUGGAGCAGGUGAACAGCAACAGCAGCUGCAGCCCCACGCUCAGCCCCCAGCAGUACAGCCACCAUGUGCAUGUGAAGGAGGAGCCUACUGAAAUAGAGGAGGACUGCCGGCCCAUCUCUCUGCUGGCCCAUGUCACUCACAGCCUGCCGAUGCCUAGCGACGACCGGGACAUGGAGGAGGAUCUUCCUACUGAGGACCUGGAGUAGUGAUUGGUCAGGGCUGGCAAGUAGGGGCGGGACUCAGCGAGGAAAGAAAAAAACAACCGCACCAAAAUCCUGAGCACCCCGCUGGUCUGCUGCUGUGCCAGCGUUGAGCGGUCGAAGAGAGAGAUCGGCUUAAAAAAUGAAAGAGUGAAAAGUUUUUUUUAUGACGAAAAAAGAGAAUGCAAGCAACCAACAGCGACAUUGAGAGACUCGAAACAGGGUUGAAAGUACCUCUGUUAGUUUUCACACGCAAAAACUCUGGGGAAAUGCUUUAACUACAGGCGUUAAGUUUCCUCACCCGACUCAGUCAUGUUAAUGCCACUCAACGUGUGCACUCACACACACACACAAAUCCGCACAUGCACACAAAACACUCAACACAGAAACACACACAGACACAAAGAAACACAGUUGUUCGCACUUGAGCGUUUCCAUGCCUCCUCAUCCUCCUCCUCUUCCUCCUCUCCCUGAUGGAAUCAGCUUGUAACUAGAGAUCGCCUGUUGUCUGGACACACUCUCACUCCCUCUCCCUCCCUCCCUCUCUCUCGCCCACUCCGCUGCGCUCUGCAUCGUUGGGCAGACAGUCGACAAACCACUUUAACUGCUGUCUGUUGGAGGAGCCGCUCUGAUUUUAACUAUUUGAGUGGGGCGUACUGAUGAUGCUGUGGGUGUGUCACACAGGGAGAGAGAGAGAGAGAGGAGGGGGGGGGGAGGGAGAGAGAGAGAGAGAGAGAGAGAGAGAGAGAGAGAGAGAGGCACUCACAGCCAUCAGACCACCUGUACAUACAGUAGAAGGAAAGAGUCAAGAGGGACUGUGCUGUAUACCUCUUCACCAGUUCCCCCUCUUUCAGUGUGUCACUCGCUGUCUUCUAUUUGGUUCAUUCCUUUUGUUUCUUUUCUUUUUAUCCUCUGAUGUGCUUCGAGGCUUUGGGUCUUUUUCUUGCUGUCGGGAGAAAGGAGUGGGAGCAAGGCAGAAAGGAAGCUAGAAGGAAGAGAAGGAAGAAGAAAGUGAGAGAGGGAGAGAAGGAAAGAAGAUGAGCGCUCUCAAAGAUUGCCUCAAACGAGGGGCGUGUGCUUCAGUCGUGGAGCUGGUGGUAACCAACAGAAGGAUACCCCCCAUCCCCCAACCCCCCCACACAGCCCCCUCCAACUGGCCCCUGACCCUUCCACUACUCCCAGACAACGCUGUAUAACGAUGGAUCUUUUCUCCGCUCACCCCACCCCAAAGAAAGACCUGAUCAAUAGGACUAUUCUUGGUGCUGUCCUUUUUAAGUUUCCCCCUCUGUCUGCCGAAGUGAUGAUGACCAUGUAAUGUUCUGAGAGACCCGAGAGAGAGAGAGAGAGAGAGAAGGGGAGUGAAGGAGAGAGGACACCAAGAGGGCGAAGAGAAAGCAUCCACAGAGAUAUUGUGACGAUUAAAAAAACCUGUUGAUUAUAAUGGAAUAUAAAAAAAAAAAAAUGUGGUAGCUUUGCCAUUUUUCUUUUCUUAACGUGUUACGACCUUGAUUUUUUUAUUUUUUUUGAGGAUCAACAUUUCCAUGGUGACAUUCUGUUUUUUAACAUAGCUUUUUAAAAGAAUGCUAGGUUGUUGUUUUUUUAUUUGUCGUGUAUUUGGAUUCCAUGUUUUGUUUUCUCUGCUUGUUCACACCAUUCCAAAUGAGUAUUGGCAGGAAAGAAAGCGCAGUAUUGUUCCUUAUUUCAGCCCCUUCCCAACCUACCUACUUCUGUACCCCCAAGCGUAGCAGGCAUGAAUUUGGAAAUAGCACUUAAAGUUGCCAUUAUCCAGACAAAAAUAUUUAAAUGUUCAUUUCUUUCCUAUCUUUUAUUUCAUUUUCUUCCUUAUUUGCUUUUUUGUGUAGUUUAGUUGAGGAACAUCAGUAAUGCUUUAAAAAGAAGUCUAUAUAUAUUAUUAUUAUUGCGGUCAGAGAAUACCUCAUCCCACAAAGGUUCUGCCCCUAAACUGUGUCCAAAUUGUUAAAGAAAUAAGGGAGAACUCUUUCCGUGGGACACCAAAUGUGGCGACUCUGCUCAGCUUGGGUUUCAAAGCUCUAUGGUUGUAAUAGUUACUGUGUAGAAGCUGUCUGCAAUUCACUGUGUGAGUUUGUGUCAAAGGAAUAGCAUGUGAGAUUUUCUUUCUUAUUAUUAUUUUUUGUUCGCAUUAGCGUGUUACUUUCCUCUACAGUGCCAUACCAAAUCAAACGUUUUCUUUCCCGUCUUAUUUUUGUUACAGGUAACCAAAGAAAUGUGUAGAAAAACCAAAAACCCUGUAUUUUAUGUUCCCCUUAUGAUUUUAUUUCUUUAUGUUUUGUUUUUACGGAACUGGCCAAAAGACAACCAACUGGUAGUUUGAGUUCUUAUUAAUGUGUUAUCAUGUAAUUAUUAUGUUGGAAUUAUUCAUUACUUACAGCGCUGACCAUUCCGAAAACCAAAGUAUGUAAUGCAGACUAAACAUUUUGGUGACAUCAAAGCUUUUACGUGGCGAUUGGUUUUAGGGAAUAACUCACAUUAGGACUGAGACCAAAAAAAAGAAUUACAAAAACGAAUUACAAAAAAAUAACAGUAUUAGUUCUGACAGCUUUUACGGAGAGAAGUGAGAAAAAAAGAUUUAAAAAAAAAGCAAAGCACUUCAAGGUGAAACCGAGUCUGUCCCAUGCUCAGGCUAAACCGUGUUCCAAACACAACACUAAGAGAGGCCCUGAGCAGCCUAAACACUGAGGCACUCCUGGCACACUUGAAUGCAACAUUUAUUUUACUUUUGCAAAACCUAUGAUGCCAGCAAAAGAAAUGACAAAUACGAAAAAGUACAAUAUUUGUCAGGAUUAUUAUAUUUUUCCGUGUGCUGUAGUUAAACAUCAUACCGUAACUCCUUAUUUAACUCAAAUACUUCAAUAUAAUGUCAAGGAAAAUCGUCAAUGGUCAACCGAUGUUAAAGGAAAACAACCAAGGGAAUUCAUGGGAAUUAACGCUGGGAAUGUUUUUUGUUUUGGAUAACUUUUGCACUUGGGAAGGUUUUCUUAUUAAAUGAAAGAACUGUUGUGAAGACAUUGUGUUCGGACAGGGCUGUUUCCUAUGACACCAGAGACUGAUUUCUAACCAAGUACAAAGUGGCAGACAGGACAUCUUGAAAUAAGAUAUAAACCAAAAAUAGCACUACCUCCUUUUACAAAACCGUUCAAUACAUAGCCAGAGGAAAACUCUCUUAACAAAGUAAUUUUUUCCACCAUUUAUUUUUUGUUUCUUAAUAAUAACGAAUACCAAAAUUGUUGUUACACUUACUGUAUGACUGAAAAAAAACAGAACAGAGACACAAUCUGGAUUCCCUAACGCUAACUGCUUGAGCCUGAAAAACAAAGAGACGUUUCACUUUUCAUGGAGUAAAAAAAAUAUGUCUACCUCUCCUUUCACCACAUCUAAAGCACUCUCUAGGUCCCGGCGUGUUGUGAAGUGGUCAACAUAUUUUAAAGGCUUACUCUCAGCGCUAUCAUGUUGACCAUCUCUCGCUCUUUCUCUAUCUCUCUCCUUCAAUCUCUCUCUCUCUCUCUGUUUCUUUCUCUCUCUGCGCCCCAAUUAUCACCGAGCUCUGUGAGCAGCUCCCUAAUUGUGCACUCAGAAAACACAUGCGAGCAUGUUGAUGAGCAGGCCCUGUGAAUAGCCAAUAGGAAACCCUGGCUGUUGUGACCGGUGACUCAGUGCGGCUGGUCGUGAUGGUGUGUGUGUGUGUCGGGGGUGGGGUGGGGGGCUAAUGACGGGCAGAAUAUAUUAGUGCCACAAGGAUAUACAAUACACACACAUGCACAUAAACCGCACAUAUAGUGAGUACAGACGGGAUUUGCCAGGCACAGACACAAGCAGCGGGGAGACUGGCCACCCGAACGAGAGAGAGAGAACAUCCAAAGACACUAACGGAAGCAGUCACAGAGAACAUGCUGGAACAACAAAACUUAAUGAUCGGCUUACAAAACACUCACCGAGAGACACAUGCUGCGUACAGUACAUAGACGUUCUCUGACUCGUGCUUUAAGGUACACCUGUAAACCAAGCUGUUUUAUAAAAAGAUUAUAGAUUGACGUGAGUCAAUGGUGUUCACAGGUUUGCCAUCAAACACUCCUAUUUCCUUCUCCAGCUUAGCAUAACAUGAUGUAUUCUUGUAUAUUAACUCUCUCCAGGGCAUUUUUUCCCCCCACUUUUCUUCUUUAUGAUUUCUGUUCUUUAUUGGGGGGGGGGGUUGUUUUUGUUUUCCCCUGCUCCCGUUUAGCUAUUGUAAAGCUUCCAGCUCUGAUUCCUAUACUGUACUGCUAUUGCUGAAGUAUAUGUAUUUAUCAUAUUACGUGCUGCAGGUAUCUUGGUUUAAGUUUUGUUUGUUUAUUUUCGUUGCCAUUUGUUUUCCAUUUUUCAGUUUGUUUCAAAAAAAAGAAAAAAACGUCUGGGACGCUGAUUUUUUAAGUGUAUUAUCUCAAAAAAAUUAAAAGAGUAAAGUUAGAUCAGUGGUUUAGGUAACACCUGUUUGUAUAUUUAUCUUAGCUAGGUCUAUUUUGAUACUUUUUGUCUCUGUACUGCAUUUAUGCAUUUUUAAGGAAAGACAAAAACAAUGGAAAACAAACUAAAGAGUUACUUCGUUAUGUAAUGAUACCUCAGAAGGACUUUCUCCUCAAAGACAGGACCAAAACCUCCAAACAAGGCAAAACGAGAAAGAGGAAAAUAAUGUUAGAAUAUGUAGCCCCCUUUUCUGCUCGAGGGAAAUAAUGGCGCUAUGUAAACCUAUGACUGUUGGUCCUUUCAGGUGCCAAUAGGUGUCCAUGCUCCCUGUGAUCCCGCCCCCUGACCACCUCAACCCUGUCAUUCCUGUGCUAAACUCUGACCCGCAGAGCUGUCAAUCACCCACAGGUGCAAUGGGGAGGUUAUCAUCGAGUCUGGUUUGCAGCGACGAGUCAUAAGCCUCAUUUGGCAGUCCCUUAGAGCUAUUUAGGGACCAACACUGUUGCAUUUUUGAUAUUCUCCACACUCUCUCUCUCUCUCACUCACUCACUCUCGCUCUCUCUCUCUCUCUCGCUCGUAUACAUUAGAUCAAUACCAAAAUGUGGUACGGCUUUUAGAAACGCAGCAUCAUCCUCUCGACUACCAAAGGCAUUGAGAGAAACUGUUGCUAACUCCAAACUUGUGAACUUAUAACCAAACUGUAAAACCAAACCAAUGCCACUAACGUAACCAAACGAAGCCAAGCCACUUCCAAAACCCUCCAUCCACUUUGCUCACGCCGCUAGCCCUCAUCCGCCGUGCGCCAGCCACUCCCUCUAGCCCCCCCCCCCCCCCCCCCGUGGGUGACCGCCUCGCGGGACACGUGGACCCACAAAACCCCUGCUGUGUGAUUGGACAGUUCUGUGGCGUCGUCCUUAACGAGAAGGGGUCGAGGGACUCUCAAAACGAAGCAUUGCCUGACGGUAUUAGCAAGUAAGAAUGGCGGGAAUCCAAUGGAACUACCACUUCAGCUCUCCUUGGGUUCGUCCUUGGGAAAGUGUGUAUAUUUACAGCAGUGACGCUCUGUAUCAUUUCCUAGUUUUUCUGUUGACCUGUUUUCUCCCUCUCUCUUUUAGCCUAUUUUUUUGAUUUUAUUUGUUCUGUUUUAUUUUUUUUUUCCAUUUUGUUUGAAAGUGUGACCCGGGUCAGGAGGCCGGGGGCAGCGGGCGGGGUGGUGUUUUAGACGGAUGACUCCCGCCACCCUAUACCCCUCUGCAACCCCCCACCCUUGGGGGGCCAUGUAAUGCCAGUCACUGCCCUUUUCCUUCAUGCUGUAUAAAGAACACACACAUAUAUCUGUGUAUUUGUAACCUGAAUCUUCUUGUGUCUGUCCAUGCAGACAAUAAAAAAACUGUACAGUAGGUCUAGUUGCAUGUAAUCUGUACUAAUUAUUGACAAUGGCAUUAUAAAAUGCAAUAAAAUACUUAUUACACUGUC
Gadus morhua (Atlantic cod) is the source of this 8428-nucleotide messenger RNA. It is a transcript of the gene foxp4, whose product is annotated as forkhead box P4. Gene Ontology annotation, molecular function: DNA-binding transcription repressor activity, RNA polymerase II-specific; RNA polymerase II cis-regulatory region sequence-specific DNA binding. NCBI's taxonomy places the organism in Eukaryota, Metazoa, Chordata, Actinopteri, Gadiformes, Gadidae. Gene Ontology annotation, cellular component: nucleus. The record is from RefSeq and is a predicted model, not a curated record. Gene Ontology annotation, biological process: regulation of transcription by RNA polymerase II.